Molecule: messenger RNA, 1385 nt
Organism: Danaus plexippus (monarch butterfly)
Lineage: Eukaryota; Metazoa; Arthropoda; Insecta; Lepidoptera; Nymphalidae
Product: general transcription factor 3C polypeptide 6
Exons: 3
Coding region: 164-511 (115 amino acids)
Biological process (GO): transcription by RNA polymerase III
Cellular component (GO): transcription factor TFIIIC complex
Source: RefSeq, a predicted model, not a curated record
AAAAUAUUAAUUCCGUACCAUUAAAAUCCUUGUCAAACUUGCAUUCGUAACUCACCUAUAUUGUGACACAUUAUGUAGGCACAACUUGUUUGUCGUGAAGUUUUCACAAUAAAUAUAUUUUCUAAAUAUAUAAGUUAAUGUUAAUUAUACAAUAAAACUUAAAAUGGACAAUGAAACACAAUCUGAAACGGAGGAAGAAAUUUUGGUUUAUGCUGAAUUUGAAGACAGUGUGAACCUCAAUAAAUAUAAAUUUGUUCAUGUUUUAGGGAUAGACACAAAACAUCCAGUUUUUCAAUUAGAUGAUACAUUUUUUACAGGUACAUAUGAAAAUCCACUGGGUACUUAUAUGUUUUUUGAAGAAGACCCCACUAUUCAAAGUUCAGAUCCAUUGUUUGAUAGAUUGCCAGCCAAAAAUUUAAAAUAUUUAUGCAAGACAAGGAAACUUAUAAAUGUAGAACAUGCUUAUAUUACACCAAAGGAGGAAGAUAAAGGCAAGACAAGGCCAAAGUGAAGUAGUGAAUGACGACACACAGAAUGAGGAUAUACAACCAGCUGCCUUUAACUCUAUUCAAGAAGCGCUAGAGAUAUUCAAAAAAGAGUGGGAGAACAAGAUAAAAGAAUAAUAUAAAACAAAAUGUCUGUCUUUAAUAUCCCAAAAGAAACCAGUAUAUAUUGUAUCUAGAAAAUCUUUUGUCACUUUAUUUAUUGAGUGUUAAUAGCUACAAAAUACUGCAAUAUUAACAUUAAUAUUGUGUCAAUAACAUUCAUUUUUAAUCAAUUGAUGAUGCAACUACUACUUUUCUUAUUCUAGAAUUUUAAAAUCUGUAAGGGAUACUAAGAGAACUAAGAUCAAUUAGCCAAACAUUUAUUGUAGCUUUAUUUAAGACUUGUAAAUUAAAUCAAUUUAGUAUAUCUUUCUAUUGUUAUAACAUUGAUAAUCAAUAAAAAAGCUUUAAAGACAUUAAUGAUAGUAUGUGAAUAAAUUGGUAAAAAAAACUUUGGUUUCUUAUCUUCUAUUGUAAAUAAACUCGACACACUACAAUAAUCUCACAUACAUUAAUAGACUUAUUGGUUACUACUUUCACUACUGUCAUUUUAAUUUGCACUGUUAUUUACAAAAUUUCCAGUUUGACUUUUAAAGGCAUUGCUAAAUAUGAUGAAAACAUUGUUUAAAUGGUUAAAUGACUCAUCUCACCAUUUUAAAAACACAUAGGUGUGUGAAUGGUAAGAUUUUGAAAAAUUUCAAGUCUUGUAUAAUAACAUUUGAAUGAGUAUUAUUAUGAUUUUCCUUCAAACAAUGUUAAUUACCUUACUAAAAGUUUUGAAAUUUGUGUGUUCAUGCAAAAUAUUUGUAGUAUGCUUAUUAUAGAAUGCAUAUGAACGUC